This is a messenger RNA of Selaginella moellendorffii, 2398 nucleotides long. RefSeq names its product MLO-like protein 14. Lineage: Eukaryota; Viridiplantae; Streptophyta; Lycopodiopsida; Selaginellales; Selaginellaceae. The transcript has 16 exons. Gene Ontology annotation, cellular component: membrane. Bases 126 to 1658 code for a protein of 510 amino acids. The record is from RefSeq and is a predicted model, not a curated record. Gene Ontology annotation, biological process: defense response.
UUGUGUGUGAGCGAACUUCUUCCUAUAAGUUUACAGGACGAGGACGAAUCCAAGCAUUCCCAUUCCCGUGUGACCGCCGUGCUAGGUUUUCUUGCGCAGUUGCAGAUUUGCUCGAUCGAUCCGGCAUGGCGCUGAAUGAGGAGGAGCUGCAUUUGCUGGAGCGGCCGCUCUAUCUCACCCCGACCUGGGCCGUAUCGGUGGUUUGCACUGGAUUCGUCAUCGUCUCGCUCGGCGCGGAGCGAUCCAUCCAUUGUCUUGGCAAUUGGCUCAAGAGGACUAAACGAAAGCCUUUGCUUCAUGCGCUCGAAAAAAUAAGAGAUGAACUUAUGGUCCUGGGAUUUAUUUCUCUCGUUCUCACUGUCACACAGAACUACAUAUCGCAGUUCUGUGUGGAUUCCAGUUUCUACGACAGAAUGCCUACACCAUGCAAGCGAGAGUCGAGCAGCCACGAGAUGGAAGGCAGCAUUCACGCGGCGAUGCUCGGCAACCUCAAUCCCAGGCGACAACUGAAUUCUCGUUUCGGGAUCACUUGUGUGCACAAGGGGAAAGAACCAUUUGUGUCGUUCGAAAGCCUCGAGCAGCUUCACCGUUUUAUUUUUGUUUUGGGAGUGACUCAUGUAGUCUACAGCUGCUUAACUAUGCUGCUCGCUCUGAUGAAGAUAUAUAGCUGGAGUUCCUGGGAAAACGAAGCUCACGCCGAAAGCCAUGACAGUCUUAGUGAAAUAACAAAGACACUGACUCUCAGACGGCAAUCCACAUUUGUGCUUUAUCAUACUUCCAGCAGAUGGAGCAGAAACAAGCUGCUAGUGUGGAUCGUUUGUUUUCUUCGACAAUUUGGACAAUCGGUGACACGAGCCGACUAUUUGACUUUGCGCUUAGGCUUCAUAACUAAUCAUCACACGGGAACAUCGUACGAUUUUCAUAGCUACAUGAUACGAACUGUAGAAGACGAAUUCAAAGAGAUUGUGGGCAUAAGCUUCCCCUUGUGGAUAUUUGUGAUUGUUUUUAUGCUGAUCAACGUACAUGGUGUAAACUUGUAUUUCUGGUUUGCGUUUCUGCCAGUGAUUCUGGUAAUUCUUGUUGGAGCAAAGCUCCAGCACAUCAUUGCAACGCUUGCUCUGGAAAAUGCUGGUAUUCGCGGUCGUUACAUUGGCCAGGCAUUGAAGCCUCGGGACAAUCUCUUUUGGUUCAGUAAGCCGGAACUUCUACUCUUCCUUAUCCACUUCGUACUUUUCCAGAAUGCAUUUGAGCUUGCAACGUUUCUUUGGACUUUGUGGCAAUUUGGAUACGAGUCUUGUCUCAUGGCUGAUCAAGCGUAUAAGAAAUACAUCUACGUAUAUGCUCGCUUGAUUUCGGGGGUCUUUGCACAGUUCCUAUGUAGCUACAGCACCUUGCCCCUCUAUGCUCUCGUCACUCAGAUGGGUACAAACUACAAAAAGACAAUAUUCCAGGAAAGUAUUGUGCACUCGCUAAACGUCUGGCGCAAGUCCGCUCAACAAAAAGCCAGACAAGCAGCAGCAGCGGAAGACUCUCACAGCAGUGAUCACGACCACGACCAUGAUGAAACCGUCACGGGCAGGCACAAGGUCUUGAAAAGAAGUGGCUACUCGUCUGUUGGGAGGGAGGAGGAUGCAUUUGUGGAGGAACACCCGUGUUGACAACACAUGUGUUUACGAAAAGGCUGACUUUGAAAAGCUGUAACUCGUUCCAUGUAAGAGUGUGAGCUUUUCUCGCUCGGAAGCUAAUCAAACCGGUUCACGAGCAAACGCGCCACUGAAUUGACUGUUUACCAGGCCCGAUGGAGGAAGAACACUUCUUCUGUGUAUAUAAGACACUGGAGGCGCGAGCACUGAACACAACUUGAGCAGUUCUUCAUCCGAUCGAAUCGUAUCAGAGCAAGGACACAGCGCCUGACAAGAGAUCCUGGUUUCUUAUACAACGAUAUCAUCACUCUCUUGGAACACAAGUAUCAGCAGCAAGAACGUAUCAGCAGCAAACGUAUCAGCAGCACAAAGAAAAGAGCUAGAGAUUUGUUCCUGGAGUGGACGAAAAUGGCUCACGGAAGGAUACUUCUCGCGAUCGCGUUCGUGAUUUUGAUCAGCGGCAGCGUCCACUGCUCCAGGCUGGGCUCGUUUUCGGUGAUGAACCACCAGGCCGAGCUUGGGAGCUCGCUGCAAGGCAGUGAGACUCCGGGAGGUCCUUCGAAAUGUAUCGACAGCCAAGAUGGGAAGUGCCCGGACAGACCGUCGAGCGUGGAUCUUCUCAACAACAGGAAGGCUCAAUCCGGAGUUGAGAUGCUCGUCAAGGAUCAGAGCACUCCCGGGCAAGGCCCAUCCAAGGACAACCGCGACUAAAUGCUGAAACAUUCAAUUGUAUAUAAAAGAGCCUGAAAUUUACA